AUGGCCUUCGUCACCUCUCCUAAACUACACCUGCACCACGUUGCAUUGGAGACUCGAAAGGGUAAUCUUUUAAGGAUUGCUAGCUUUCUGGGAUCUUUUGCAUUUGGAUAUGCGUGCAUGAGGUUGCUUUUGAAAAGGGGAAACAAAAAUAAAACCUUGUUCAGUUCAGGAAGACAAUCAAAAGGCUUGGUGUGUUCCGGGUUCUGGGUUCCUGGGAUGUAUCUUUCAAAGGGUUGUAGGUGUGAAGUUGUUCUCUGUUUGUGGUUUUGCUGCUAUUUCCUAUUAGCUGCUAGUCAGGUCACUGACCCCACAGAAGUUGAGGCAUUGAGAACCAUAAAGAAAAGUUUGUUUGAUAUUAAUGGAAAUUUAAGCAGCUGGGAUCGUGGAGACCCAUGUACAUCCAACUGGACAGGGGUUAUGUGCUCCAAUACAACCUUAGCCGAUGGCAAUCUACAUGUUCUACAAUUGCAACUACUGAAGUUGAACCUGUCUGGAACUUUGGCACCAGAGAUUGGCUACUUAUCUUAUUUGGAAAUAAUGGAUUUCAUGUGGAAUUACUUAAGUGGGACUAUACCGAAGGAGAUUGGCAAUAUCAAAACUUUGAAACUCUUACUCCUGACUGGAAAUAAACUAACAGGCGUUCUGCCUGAAGAGCUUGGGCAUCUACCUGUCCUGGACAGAAUACAAAUUGAUGAGAAUAAUAUUACAGGAUCCAUACCAUUGUCAUUUGCAAACCUGAACAGCACCAAACACUUUCUUCUUGACAACAAUAACUUGACAGGAAAUCUCCCAUCCGAGCUCUCUGAGAUGCCAAGCUUAAAGAUACUUCAACUUGAUAACAAUAACUUCAGUGGAAGUACCAUUCCAGAAUCUUAUGCCAACAUGUCAAAAUUGUUGAAAUUGAGCCUUAGGAACUGCAACUUGCAAGGACCAAUUCCUGAUUUCAGCAGCAUACCAAACCUUGCUUACCUUGAUCUCAGUUUGAAUCAGUUGAAUGAAUCAAUUCCUACCAAUAAGCUAUCAGACAAUAUGACAACCAUUGACUUAUCAAACAACAAGCUCAAUGGAACAAUUCCAUCCUACUUUUCUGGUCUUCCACGUCUUCAGAAAUUGUCAAUUGCAAACAAUUCAUUGAGUGGAAAUGUUCCUUCUACCAUUUGGCAGGACAGGACUUUAAAUGCAACAGAGCAACUUAUCUUGUACAUGCAAUAUAAUCAAUUUACAAGCAUAUCAGGCACUACAAAUCUUCCUCCAAAUGUCACACUCAUGCUUGAGGGAAAUCCUGUAUGUUUAAAUAAUAACUCUUUAGUUAAGAUCUGCGGACCUGAAAGUGUCAAUGGCAUGGAUGGAAACUCCAGUGUUGUCUGUCCCACUCAAGGAUGCCCCCCUCAUUAUGAAUACACUGAGGACUGUAUCUGUGCUGUCCCUUUGGUUGUUCAUUAUCGGUUGAAAAGUCCAGGUUUUUCAGAUUUCCGUGCAUACGUGAGACAAUUUGAGGUCUUCCUGACAGAUGGUCUUAGUGUACAUACUAAUCAGCUGUUCAUUGAGCGUUUUGCAUGGGAAGAAGGACGGUUGAAAAUGAACUUGAAGCUUUUUCCAGAAUAUAUUGGCAAUACAACUAGUUCUCACGAGUUCAACACAAGUGAGGUUAUUCGGAUCAGAGACAUGUUCAGAGAAUGGGAUAUUAAUGACAGUGACUUGUUUGGGCCUUAUGAACUUCUGGACUUCAUUCUACUGGAUCCUUACAGGGAUGCAGUGAUUACUCCCUCUUCAAGUUCAGGGAUAAGCAAAGGUGCACUGGCUGGAAUAGUCUUAGGUGCAAUUGCCUGUGCAGUUACAUUAUCUGCCAUUGUUUCCAUUCUUAUCUUGAGAAUACGCUUGAGAGAUUACCAUGCACUUUCCAAACGGCGUAAUGGUGAGUAA
Sphenostylis stenocarpa is the source of this 1923-nucleotide messenger RNA. The record is from the annotation of a GenBank genome assembly. NCBI's taxonomy places the organism in Eukaryota, Viridiplantae, Streptophyta, Magnoliopsida, Fabales, Fabaceae.